Magallana angulata is the source of this 1651-nucleotide messenger RNA. Its product is annotated as xaa-Pro aminopeptidase 3-like. Gene Ontology annotation, molecular function: manganese ion binding; metalloaminopeptidase activity. The transcript is spliced from 8 exons. The coding region runs from base 114 to 1640 and encodes 508 amino acids. Gene Ontology annotation, cellular component: mitochondrion. The record is from RefSeq and is a predicted model, not a curated record. NCBI's taxonomy places the organism in Eukaryota, Metazoa, Mollusca, Bivalvia, Ostreida, Ostreidae.
AAAACUCUCUUUUGCCAAAAGUACAAAAGCCAAGACUAAAAAACGAGACAUGUCAACCAUGGAAGCUUACGACAGAGGAUGUUGAUUUGAAUUUGGUUUAAGUAACUCUUUUCAUGAUGGCUUUACAAAAAGGAUUCCGUUCCCUUUCCAUUUUCAAGAAUCACUUUAGAAGGAUUUCCACCAGCUAUCUUUCACCAAAACUUGAAGGACUUUCAAAGGAUCCAUCAGAUAUAACAGUAGAAGAAUACAAAACUAGAAGGAAGAAUUUGAUAAAACUGUGUUUGGAUAGUGAACCUUGGAGAACUUCUCGUAACCUCCUCCUCUGUGUCCCAGCUGCGCCCCCGGCAUACUAUAGCGACCAAAUUCUCUACCCCUUCCGACAGAAUACAGACUUCAACUAUCUCUGUGGCUAUCCAAAGCCAAACUGUGUUUUAAUCUUGUUCACUGAAUCAGGAAAAGAAGAGAAUUUCAAAUCGAUUUUGUUUGUUCCUCAACCUUUUGAGCAUCAGAGAAUCUGGGACGGUGAAUUUGAGGGUGAAGACAGUAUAGCAAGAUCAACAGGAGUUGAUGAAGUGAAGUUCACAAAAGACAUUGCUAGUUUCCUGUCUACUUUUGUGACAGAUAAUAGUAAAUUUUCUCUGUGGUAUAACUACCAAAAGGCUGUAAAUCCAGAUUUUCAUAAAUCAGUGAUGGCCGAUUUUUUGCGGCAGGGAAAGUACAAGAAACUUGAGAGCUGUGAUCUCUUCGUUCAGUCGCUUCGAGUAGUAAAAUCGCCAGGUGAAAUCGCUCUCAUAAGGAAAAGUAUGGAGAUAACAAAGGCAGCGUUUGCUGCUGUUGAUCACAUGAUUGAUGAAUGGCAGUCAAAGAGGUCAAAGAACAGUCCUUUGUUUGAGUAUGAAAUUCAAGCAGUAAUGGAAUAUGUCUGCCAGUUGAAUGGAGGGCGACUAGCGUAUAUUCCUGUUAUUGCAGGAGGCAACAGAGGAACCACGAUACACUAUGUACAAAACAACAACAAGAUAGACCCUAGAGAGCUUCUGCUGAUAGAUGCUGGCUGUGAAUACAAGGGAUAUACCACGGAUAUCACGAGGGUCCUCAAUUUUUCAAAUUUGACCUAUGAGCAGAAGGUCAUCAUUGGACUUGUACAACUCGUACAGGAGGCAUGUAUCCAGAUGUGUACACCACAAUACAGCCUGAAUGACAUCUACAGGAGGAUGAUAACAAUCAUCGGGGAAUACCUCCAAGUCAUGGGGUUCUUGGACUUAAAACUUGAGGGGAAGCAGUUUGAUAGGGGGGCUGACAGGUUCUGUCCUCAUCAUGUAGGCCAUUAUCUUGGAAUGGAUCUUCAUGAUACACCAUUAGUAUCGAAGGAAAAAAAGUUACAGCCAGGCACUGUGUUAACCAUAGAACCAGGUUUAUAUUUGCGACCAGAGUACAUCCCAGAAAAUCUUUCUUUAUUCAAAGGAAUAGCUGUGAGAUUAGAAGAAAACAUUUUGGUGACAGAAAAAGACCCAAUUAAUUUGUCGGAAAAAGUGUCUCCACGUGAAAAGAGCUUUCUAGCUCGAGACGCAGAUGAAUGUAUGAUUGAUGAAAAAGCUCAAAGAAUAAUUGCAAAACUUAUUUCUAAUACUGGAAUAAAGUGAAAUGAAUUUUU